AAGCGACCACACGCCGAUAAAACCGCUCCACCCACUCUCCGCUCUCCCCCUCCUCCACCGUCGCCUCUCCACUUUCCCCAUCCUUCGCCGCCGUCGCGGUCGCCUCGCAGUCCGAAGAGCCUCCGACUCCGAUGGCCAGCCGCUGGGUCCGACCCGAGGUGUACCCGCUGUUCGCGGCGAUGGGCGUGGCCGUCGGCAUAUGCGGAUUUCAGCUCUUCCGGAACAUCACCGGCAACCCGGAAGUCAGGGUAAACAAGGCAGGGAGGGCAGCUGGUGUGCUUGAGAACCAUGAGGAGGGGAGGCGGUACGCAAUGCACAGCCUCAGAAGCUUUGUGCAUGACAAGACCCCUGAAAUCAUGCCUUCGAUAAACAAGUUCUUCACUGAGCCAAAGUGAAGCGAUUUGCUUGGGUGCUGCUGCCGGAGUCGCUAUUGUCGAGUGUACCCAUUUAAGGCAUUCAAUAUGUCAUGUCAUCCAUAAAUUGGAGGACAUCAGAUACCUCUUAUUAAAAGUACCGUGUGAGUGAUUGGUGAUGGCUUGCUAUGUGUAUGAUAUGGUUCGAGUGUUGCAUCACCCUGUUUGAUGUUCAUGCUCAUCUGUCAUGUGGAUUUGCUGUGCCUCAGUGAUAAAUUGUCAGCCAACGUUCAUUUGGUUACUGCUACCGAUGUUUUGUGAUGUUCGUUC
Messenger RNA from Panicum hallii, 683 nucleotides. RefSeq lists its product as uncharacterized. The coding region runs from base 132 to 395 and encodes 87 amino acids. The record is from RefSeq and is a predicted model, not a curated record. The transcript has 3 exons. Lineage: Eukaryota; Viridiplantae; Streptophyta; Magnoliopsida; Poales; Poaceae.